AUGGAACCAGAGAAUCUUUUUUAUUCAGUAGAUGAGUUUGGAUUGGAUGUUAAGUGGCUGAUUGAUCCUCAGCAUCUUCUUGUGGGACCCAAAAUUGGAGAGGGAGCACAUGCCAAAGUGUACGAAGGAAAGUAUAAAAAUCAGAAUGUUGCUAUUAAAAUUGUCCAUAGAGGAGACACCCAAGAGGAAAUUGCCAAGAGAGAGGCUCGUUUUGAGCGAGAGGUUGCUAUGUUGUCUAGAGUUCAACACAAAAACUUGGCGAAGUAUAUUGGUGCCUGUAAGGAACCUGUGAUGGUGAUAGUUACUGAGCUUUUGUUAGGUGGGACAUUGCGUAAAUAUCUGCUAAACUUGCGUCCGAGGUGCUUGGAUACACAUGUUGCAGUUGGUUUUGCACUUGACAUUGCUCGUGCAAUGGAAUGUUUGCACUCUCAUGGGAUCAUUCAUCGGGAUUUAAAGCCAGGUAUGUCCUCUAUUUCCAACUUUGUGAUUGCUCGAUCGUUGUGA
Molecule: messenger RNA, 504 nt
Organism: Ilex paraguariensis (yerba mate)
Lineage: Eukaryota; Viridiplantae; Streptophyta; Magnoliopsida; Aquifoliales; Aquifoliaceae
Source: the annotation of a GenBank genome assembly